This is a messenger RNA of Lolium rigidum, 1598 nucleotides long. RefSeq names its product GDSL esterase/lipase At5g45910-like. The transcript is spliced from 5 exons. The record is from RefSeq and is a predicted model, not a curated record. Bases 71 to 1321 code for a protein of 416 amino acids. Gene Ontology annotation, molecular function: hydrolase activity, acting on ester bonds. Lineage: Eukaryota; Viridiplantae; Streptophyta; Magnoliopsida; Poales; Poaceae.
ACAACGCCGCAGCAGCCGCCACCGGCCAGCCAGCCUCGCUCUCCUACAAGAACCCCCCACCCGAACCGCGAUGGCAACCCUCACCCGCCCCACCCACCUCCUCCUCCUUCUUCUCCUCUUCCUGCUCUCCUCCGUCCCGCGGAGAUUCACCCGACCGGCGGCAGGGAUGGGGCCAAGGCCGGUUCUUGCUCUCCUCUUGGCGGCCGCGCUCCUCGCGGCGGCGGCGGCGGCGGCCGGGACCGCGGACGCGGCCAAGGCGGGGGCGGCCAAGGGCAAGUACCGCGCGCUCUUCAACUUCGGGGACUCGCUCGCCGACGCCGGGAACCUCUUAGCCACCAGCCCCCCGGGCUUCCUCACCACCGCCAAGCUGCCCUACGGCCAGACCUACUUCGGCAAGCCCACCGGCCGCUGCUCCGACGGCCGCCUCGUCAUCGACCACCUGGCGGAAGAAUUCGGCUUCCCGCUGCUGCCGCCCUCCAAGCUCAACCACUCUGACCUCACCCACGGGGCCAACUUCGCCAUCACCGGCGCCACCGCGCUCGACACGCCAUACUUCGAGGCCAGGGGGCUCGGCGCAGUCGUAUGGAACUCCGGCGCACUCAUGACACAAAUCCAGUGGUUCAGGGACCUCAAGCCAUUCUUCUGCAACUCAACAAAGGAGGAGUGCAAGGAGUUCUACGCCAACUCCCUCUUCGUGGUCGGCGAGUUCGGCGGCAACGACUACAACGCGCCCCUCUUCGCAGGGAAGGGCCUCACGGAGGCCUACAAGUUCAUGCCGGAUGUCAUCCAGGGCAUCUCCGAUGGUGUCGAGGCAUUGAUCGCCGAGGGGGCAGUGGAUCUUAUUGUGCCGGGGGUGAUGCCCACCGGGUGCUUCCCCGUGUACCUCAACAUGCUCGACAUGCCAGCCCACGAGUAUGGCGCCCGCAGCGGCUGCAUCCGUACCUACAACACCUUCUCAUGGGUGCACAAUGCGCACCUCAAGAGGGCGCUGGAGAAGCUCCGCCCCAAGUACCCCAAUGCGCGCAUCAUAUACGGCGACUACUACACACCGGUUGUCCAGUUCAUGCUUCAACCCGAGAAGUUUGGAUUUGCCAAGCAGCUACCUAGGGCAUGUUGUGGGGCUCCUGGGUCAGUUGCCAAAGCCGCUUACAACUUCAACGUGACAGCCAAAUGUGGCGAGUCUGGUGCUACUGCUUGUGCUGAUCCGUCGACCCACUGGAGCUGGGACGGUAUUCACUUGACGGAGGCUGCUUAUGGUCAUAUCGCCAGGGGUUGGCUAUACGGCCUUUUUGCGGACCAACCGAUCGUUCAGUCCUCGUGAGCAUUCACCUCUGGUGUUGCACUUGUAGAGGGUCUGAAAAUAGAGCGCUGAGAGCUGGAGCAAGGAAAGUAGUUCUUCCAUAUAGUUCCAACGUUGCAUACAUGUAUAUUUUCACUUGAUUGAAUUCAUUGCAAGUGGGGUACAAAGGUGGGAUAGGGGAUAUCAAAGCUUGAUUUGUUUAUUUGUCAGGUGUUAUAAAUGUAAAAUGUAAUGAACGCCACACCAAGAUUACCGAUAUUGCCUCUGAGAAAUAUGAUACUGAUUGUAUUUUUGAGUA